Molecule: messenger RNA, 13071 nt
Organism: Carcharodon carcharias (great white shark)
Lineage: Eukaryota; Metazoa; Chordata; Chondrichthyes; Lamniformes; Lamnidae
Product: wings apart-like protein homolog
Exons: 19
Coding region: 128-3784 (1218 amino acids)
Biological process (GO): regulation of chromosome condensation
Source: RefSeq, a predicted model, not a curated record
AGUGGCGCGGCGGCGAUCAGGUGACCGGGCGGUUAUGGCGCUGAGGUGUUUUUUCUGUUAGGGCCCCGAGUGGAGCAGCGAGAGCGACAGAGCCGGGGGGCGGCGGGAAUAUGAAAGAGGUGUCAACAUGACAUCAAGAUAUGGCAAAACUUACAGUAAGAAGGGGAGUGCCAGCAACUCCAAGUUCGAUGAGGUGUUCUCUGGAAAGCGAGCGAAAAUAAGCACCAAAUGGGGGGAAAGCACCUUCAAGGCUCAUCUGAGCCAGAAGAGACCUGGUCUCAAAGCAGAAACAGUGGAACAGCCCAAACGGCAGAAGAUGGAAGAUGAGUUGUUGGAAGAUCCGUUUGGGUUUGAUAGUGAUGAUGACUCUCUCCCUGUGUCAUCACGGAAUCCAGUUCCAACUAAAGGGCUCCAGUCGACAGAGUCUAUGAAACCAUCUGAUGAGGACAAUGCAAGCUCACUACUUGAGGUUAACAGUAUGGUUAAUCGGCCAAUCAGUGGGGAUGCUAUUGUGUGCAGCAAGUUUGUAGCCUUGGGUGAUGUCAUCCACGGGAAGAGUGCAGGUAGUGCUGUGGCAUUGUGUUCAGAGAUUGAAGAAAUCCCGGAAUCUGGCAGCAAGUUGAACUGUCUGGAAGUGAAGCACCAUGAUCCGUUGAGAGAAGGAAUUGAGAAAAACAGUUUUCCUAAGAACAGGAAUGCACCUGAAAAUGAAAAGAAACCUAAGACACCUAGCCCAAUGCUGUCUAGCUUUAAAACCGAUGGAUUGCCCCCGGAUAGUUGGGAUGAGAUCAUGAAGAACUCAGGUUCCCCCUCUGAAGCACUUCAGAGGACAGAAUACCAGCCGUGGGUUGGUGGACUUGGCCGUAUGCCCUGUGUCAAAAAUGAGGUCUCUGACUGCAAGCAGGGCAAACAGGGAGGCACUUCCUUAAAUCUCGACAAGCCUUUGGAAGUAAGGGGUAAUCAAGGGACUUUUGGACGGGUGGAACAUACCAGCUUUAAGGAUGAAGAGAUAGAGAAUGAUUCACAGCCCCUCAGGUCAAACUGCAGGACAUACUGUCGAUCAAAUAAAGGUAAACCAGGAGGUACUGGCAUGACAAAUUUUGAUAAAAUAAUUGAUGGCACUGGGAAAUCUGCACACGCUGACCUGACAUUGGGCAAGGAAAGCCUAAAACCAGACACCAAAAUUUCAUCAGAGACAACAGGAAAGACGUCAACAGCUCGGACUGCAAAAGACACCAUCACCUUGCCCUCAUCUUAUCUAUCACCUUGCAAUGUCACGCUUCAGGACACCACAGAUCGUAGCAUGGACGAGUUCACCACUGGUCCAGCUGACCUGGGAGAAGCGGGACGGUUGCGGAAAAAAACCGAAGCUGCGGCAAGUAAGACCACAGUCAGAUUCCGACCGACCCAGUCCAAAUCCAAAAAGGAUGCGAAGCUAGAGUUCUUUGGGUUUGAUGAACAGGAAGGAGAGGAAGAUCCUCUCCGAUCCACUGGCGGUGCUGCCAACUAUAAAAUCAAAUACUUUGGUUUUGAUGACCUUAGUGAGAGCUCUGAUGAGGAUGAUGGCACUGAGUCAGAAGGCAGACGCAAGAAAAAAGCUUCAACUAGAAUGGGUGAAAUUGUGGAACUCCUGUCGAGCUCUGAGUCGACAGGUGACUCUCAAGGUAGUCAGCCACAGUCUCAGGAUAGCACUAAUACAGAUUCGUUGGAAUUCAGUGAUGAGUCAAAUUCCAUCUUUUCCGAUGUUGGUAGGAAACCAAUGAACAGACAGGAAAAAGCCAAGGAAAAUACCAGGAAAAUUUUCCAUGGACCUAAACGGUCUCCUACUAAAGCUGUGUAUAAUGCCAGACACUGGAAUCAACCUGAGCCAGAGGAGCUUCCUCCAACACUGUCACUAUCUCACAACGCACUGGGGAGUGCCGCAAGUAAACAGCCACUGACACAGGCUCAGACAGCACCGGCCGUUGUUGCCUUAAAGGAAACGACUCAGAAGGAUGAAGGGGUGUUCAAAGCCCCUCCCCCUCCACCCCGUGUGAUAAAAACAGUGACGAUACCAACCCAACCAUACCAAGACAUUGUAACUGCACUGAAAUGUAGGAAGGAAGAUAAAGAGUUGUACACCGUGGUUCAGCACGUGAAGCACUUCAAUGAUGUGGUGGAAUUUGGAGAAAACCAAGAGUUUACAGAUGACAUUGAGUACCUACUCAGUGGACUGAAAUGUUCUCAGCCUCUCAACACACGCUGCCUUAGUAUUAUCAGCCUGGCCACCAAGUGUGCCAUGCCCAGUUUCCGAAUGCACCUGAGAGCUCAUGGGAUGGUAGCUAUGGUCUUCAAGACACUGGACGAUGCACAAAAGAACCAGAACCUAGCUCUUUGCACAGCAGCACUAAUGUACAUCCUGAGCCGGGAUCGACUGAACAUGGAUCUGGAUCGAGCUAGUCUGGACUUGAUGAUUCGCCUCCUGGAGAUGGACCAGGAUCCUUGUUCGCGACAGCUGAAUGAGAAAGAAAUGAAAAAGAUCAAGGAGAAAAUUCGCAAGCUCUGUGAGACUGUUCACAACAGGCAUUUAGACCUAGAGAACAUUACGACUGGACACUUGGCCAUGGAAACUUUGCUUUCACUCACAUCCAAACGCGCUGGGGACUGGUUUAAGGAGGAACUUAGACUCCUCGGAGGAUUGGAUCACAUAGUGGAUAAAGUAAAAGAAUGCGUGGAGCAGUUGGGUGAGAAUGAAGAGCAGGACAAACUGGUAGCAUCGCUAUGGGGUGCAGAGCGCUGUUUACGUGUGCUGGAGAGUGUUACAGUUCACAAUCCAGAAAACCAGGGCUACCUUAUAGCGUACAAAGACUCCCAGCUCAUCAUCUCUUCUGCCAGGGCUUUGCGACAUUGUGAGCAGCUGAUCGCACGAUAUAACCGGGAAGAAAACAAGGUUUGCAUGGCAAACAGCAAUUCCCUACCACAGUACAGUGCCUCCAGUCAUACUGGCAAAGCGGUUGAGGACUGCAUGAGAGCAAUCUUUGGAGUCUUGUUAAAUUUGACCAAUGACAAUGAGUGGGGCAGCACAAAGACUGGUGAGCAGGACAACCUCAUCAGCACGACCAUGAACUGCGUGCUCCAGGUGCCACAAUACAUACCUCAGGAACAGAGAUUUGACAUCCGAGUGUUGGGACUCGGUCUGCUGAUUAAUCUUGUGGAGCAUAGUGCUCGCAAUAGACAUUGUCUUGUCGACAUGGAAACACCUUGCUCCUUUGACUCGUUCUGUGCUGUGGAUGGAAACGAUAGCUUGAGGAUGGAAGGACAGGUGGGAGCGAUCGAGGCCUUGGUGCAGCUGUUUCUGCAGCGAGAGCGAGCAGCCCGUCUUGCAGAAACCGAGACCGAUGACUUCAUUAAAGACACACCAGUGCCACCUCAGGACCAGAGUGGCCAGUGGCAGGAGACUGCUGGGUCACUGGAAUGGGUGCAGUCAGAAAACUGCACCAAGAAUGAGAAUGAAAAGAAGGAGGAGGAGGAUGAAGAAAUUGACCUGAAUAAAGCCCUGCAGCAUGCUGGAAAGCACAUGGAGGACUGCAUCGUGGCCUCAUACACAGCACUGCUUCUCGGCUGCCUCUGUCAAGAAAGUCCGGUGAAUGUCACUACUGUGAGGGAGCUUUUACCUGAAGGAGACUUCUCCAUUAUGACUGAGAUGUUACAUAAGUUUUUGAAUUUCAUGAAUCUUACGUGUGCUGUGGGAACGACAGGACAGAAGUCCAUUUCUCGCGUGAUUGAAUACUUGGAUCACUGCUAAAGGACAAUGAGCCUCUUCUGCGGAUAGCUGUGCUCUGUCCCUUGGAGUUAGCCCCUCCCUCAUCAACCAACUCAUGGAAAAGACCACUCCCACCCCCCAACCCAAAUGAGGAAAGCUCCAAAGGAAUCUCUCACCCAACUUUGUCAGUGACUUUGCUUCCGAAGGAAGCCAUGGCCAUUGCACAGUCUGACCAAAACGAGCAGUGCUUGACUGACUGAGCCGCGUCGGUCUGGUUGAGUUAAAUGAGGCAAAGGCAGGCCUGAGGAUGAAUGGCGUGUGUUUUUUUUUAGUUAUUAGGACAGACAUGAUGUUAGUUGUACAGACCUAAUUAUUCCAUACCCACAGGGUUACAAUCAGCCCCAUUUUUAUGUUUGGAGAUUCUAUCCUGCAACAUCAAAAUUCAGAAUUAAAGUUAAUGACCUUAUGUGAUCCCACAAUAUUUGAGGUGUUUAUUCAUUGAUCAAAUUUAUGGUCCUAGUGUGGGUAUGGAAUAAUUUUAUGCCACACAUGUUCUUGUUAUGGUUACAAUAUUAAUGCAGAGAUUGUUUAUGGUGAUCACUGGUCAUGAACAUGGAGCGUGUGGUGGAUUGACAACAAGUUCAUCUGGCACCAGAAAAGUCAUGUAACCUCGAAUGGUUAUUUGCUUUACUACAAGCUGAACAGAUUGAGCUGUUUACGUUUUGACUCAUGGUCUAUAUAUAGAGCUAAAUACAGAUAUAUAAUUAUUAUAAAAGUUGAUGCGACUUGUUUUAAUUCCUCGGGUCCGUUCAGCUUGUAUUAAAGGAAUAGCUCUUUUAAACUGUCAGUAAUAAUCUGGAUUUGUCACGAAUGCUGUAACAUCAGUUACUGGAUGAGGUUUUCUUUGGUUCACGAAACCUUUAUCCUAAAGUAAAAUCAUGUCAGAGUUCAGUUGGGAAAGCACAUCAGUCAUGGCUAAUUCCCAGCCUGACUUCGUAAUCAGUUACCUGGGAUUAAUUAUCUAUGGGACCGAGAAUCAAUGGGGCUACAGAAAAACGUCUAAGUACAAUACUUAUUUCAAGAUAACUGCUAGAGUGCUGCUGAGAUAUCAGCUCCUAUCCUUCAAUACUCAUUUGCCAAAUUUGGGUUGUGACUAGUCUUUACUUCCACUUUGGAUGUGUUGAUGCCCUGGUCUGGUUUGAGUCUGACUAUGUAACAUUAUUGUGAACCAUCCAGAAGCACCAGUGAGUUUGAACGCAGGAGCGAAACCAUGUCUAUUUUCUUCAGAAAUCCUUUUCCUAAUGCAGGAAAUUCCUGUCUGCAGUUGUAUCAAGCACAGGAAAUAGUCAGAACUGGAGAAGAGAAAGCACUGGUAUGUGAAAUACAGUCUUACUGAAAAGCUAAUUUUCCUCCAGCUGAGUUUUCAUGAGAACAGGGCAAGUGUAAAUCUGAUCUUACUGAUGAAUACCUUUAAGGUUUUGGAGGAAUUUUCACAGCCUGCGUCAAUAGUUUCAGGAUACAGGACAAUCCUGCAGAGCAAAGGGGAUAGUUGGUAGCAUGUGCCUUCUCCACUAUCACUCAAUUCUCACCUGCUUCUCUCCUAAACUGAGUUAGUGACAAGUUCACAAUAACUGUGAAAAUUUUGCAGCUACUCCAGGACCCAAGAGACUUGAGAGCAUAGAGAUGCGCCUUAAUUUCCAUAUCAUGCUGAUCUAAUAAGGAGAGGUGUUGCAGGGUAUGCAGUAAAGUUGAAUCAUUGUAUGUGGUAGACCUACCAAUAGUCAUGUUGAAAAUGUUAAACAUCUUAAAUUCUGAAGUUAAUGGUUUUUAUUCCAUAAGAUUAAAAACCAAACUCCCACAAGCCCUGAAGGCAGUGAUGUUCACCAGUGAGUAUUUCCACCUGCAAAGGCCAAAUGCUCAGCUGCAUUUCCGUCCUUAAUGUGGGGCUGCCUGAAUUGGCAGACAUCUCAUCUUAACACACAUUGAAUGUGCUACAAAAGCUGUCUAUCCAUACUCACCUGACCUGCACAAGAUUUUCUGACUGAUUUAACCUUCUAGAUGGUAACUGGUUUCAUUUUGAUAUUGACAGAAGAAAUUUGGACUGUUAAAGAAAGUAAAUAUGAGGGAAAACUUGGUAGAAAAAUUAAUAAAUGAUUCCUCCCUGGGGCAGGAUUUAGAAUGGAAGUAAUGCUGUGGAAGAUUACCAUUUCAGCCUCCAAACACUGCACCUGUCCGCAAGAAACUUUUUCUUUUGUCUGUUGGGCUUGAGAUUGCAUCUUUCCUUCAACUUUUACCAAAUGGAUCCAUUUUGCCCCUGCUGAAUCUGAACAUCCAUUGCAAAAAUGCAAGCUGAGAUCUCCAUUGGGUCUCAGACUGCAGUGGGAACUGUAUUCAAUUACUGUUCGAGUAGUAAAGGAGCCAAGACAUGGAAAAUGUGUUAGUGGAUGUCAGAUUUGUUGGACUGUGUUCUCAUCAUGAGACUCUACAUUGUGAUUUACAGCUUGCAGUCUCACCGCCUUUAGCAAAUCACAGAAUUACAACACAGGAGACCACAAUUCUUUGCCUUGCCAUUCUAAUGCUGCUUAUGCUUCUCAAUCUGAUGGAUUUUCCUGCUAGAAAUGCUAAUUUUCCUUGACAUCAUUGGAAGGAGUUGGCUGCUGGGGAUUGUUGAAGCAGGAGUGUGCUCUUGGUCCAGGCUAAUUGUGUCCUGUGUGGAUGAUUACAAGUUAUUAAUUAUUUAAUUGUGGAAAACCAAUUACUCAAGAAUUGAGUAUGAAGUAUCCUGGCCUUCAUGCUAAUCAACCCAGUUUCACUCUACCCCGUCAUAAUUUUGUUUUGCUUCUCAAAAAAGUGAGUAGGAAUUUUAAGUGCUGCUUUUACUUAGUGGGACGUGUAUCUGUGAUUCAACCAGCCUUGCAGUUGCUAGAUUUUAAUGGAGAUUAAUAAUUGAUAAUCAACGCUAUUAGCAAAGAAGGCAAUUUGUUUUGUAACUUGCUGAGAAGCUGGUAUAUUUUUCACGCGAUAUUCACAUCCCCUCCCAUUGAUGCGCUCAAAUUUAAAAUAAGUGCAUAUAUCGUGAAAUAAAAACUGAAGAGGACCAGGAGGCAACACAAUAUUUUAACCUCAGGAACCCAACUUCCAACCAAGCCUAGACUGACGGGACAAACAUGCAAGACUGGUGUCUCCUGCCAUUCAGGAUACUGUGUGCAUUUUAUUUUUAAUCGGUGGAUCUCCACAAUAGAUGUUUGCUGCAAAAAGCUGCUCACAGCUCAGCAGCAAAUUGGCUUUGUGUUUGGUCUCUUUGAGGUGAUAAAGGAAGUUUGUGGGACCAGUGCAAAUGCAGCACUGUGCAGUAAAGUAUUUAUUUUGAAAUUGGAAUUAAGAUAAAAUAAUGGAAGUAGAAUGAAGUUUUAUUUUGGAUUUGCUAAACUGUAGCUGGCCUGACUGUUGUCCAUUUUGAUGUAGUGUGCCCAAAGUGCUGAAGUGUUCCAUUCCCUCCAGUGACAUCUUGAGAAACACCAGGGAAUGUGGAUGGUAGAAAUUAUAGACCAUAAUAAUCCAGUGUCUGCUUAAAUGUCCAUCCAAAAUUCAGAAUUGUCUGUUGGAACUAUUUGGUAAGACAUUGUCACAAUUCUGAAAUCCUGUACAGAUUGAGUCUAUGUCUGUGAGCCAGGUCUUGUGUCUGUGCUGUUUAGCCAGUCUUCAGUUUCUGAUCAUAUCUCAGACUGCUGGCUUAGGCUGGCUGCAAAGUUUCACCUCUAUGCAGCUGUUGGUCAGGGAAGUUAAUUUAUUCAGGGCAAUAAGAACUAUGCAGAUAAUAUAUAUUACAAUAAAAUUAUGCUCCUUUCUCCAUCUCCCAUUCUGUUUUGCUCCCUGCUUUAUUUUGUGAAUCUUCAGUCUCCAGAGCUUGUGUCCUGGGGCUUGUGUCAAUCCUGCUUAUUAUGAAGCAUGGGAGAUGUAUAAAGCAUGGUCCAGGAAUCCAGCUCUUUCCUCCUGCAGGUAAGUGUCCAGCUUCUGUUCAGUGUCUCAUCAACAGGAUGUGGACUGAAUAUGGUGUGCAAGGAAUCUUUGCUAAAGGGAACAGAUUUUUUGAAGGCAGUUGGAUGAGGUGCACUUUUUUAUGUCCUCACAAUCACACAACAAACUGAAAGCCAGGCUGGUUAUGCGCUAUAACCUGUCUUCAACUUGUGCAUGUUACCAUGCCAAGAAUCUGUAUCAUGGAGGAGCAAAGAUGCCAGUCCUUGCUCAACUUAAUAGCAGUUGGCUGAACCAAUCUGCCCUACAGGCCUCCAAGGACAGGCACACGUGGGAAUAUCUCCACUGGGGGAAGAGGGAACGGGUGCAGAGGCACUUAACUCACUUUUACAUUCUUUCCAGGUGAGUACUUUAUGUUGCACUGCCAAAUUGCAGCCAUGUCAGUGAUUUGGCCAUGAGUAGCCAGUUACUUGCUAUUUUUCUUUACUGCUGUUCAUGCUUGUGUUCUUGAAAAAAGUAAUAUUUCUGGGCCUCCCAUUUCCCAGGGAUAAUUUUAAUUGUGCUGAUCAUUGAAAGCUCAUGAUUUGACCUUGACUAAUCUGGUUUUAAGCUGCAUAAUGCCAGCUUGACAGUUAUGGGUACAUGGAAAUACAUCUGUGUGCAAAACGUGUCAGAGAUAGUGGAGCCACAGCAUAUUUAGUGGGUGAAUGGAGCAUACUACCACAGUAUUUGCUGAAGCCGUAUCUGAUUUUUUUUUCUCCAAUUAUUGUUUGGAACCUUAUUUACCUAUUUGGUCGAGGUAUCAAACAUCCUGUCACUCGAAUCUUAGCAUGGUCACGUUAUCAGAUGUUCAGCAGCUACUGUGUUUCUUCCAGGAUUCAACAUGUGUAGAUUACAGUUUUGUUUUUACCGUCCAUUGACCACAUUGUGUACCCACCCAGUUUAGUUGCCCACAUGGAAUAAGUUUCCUUGAGUUUAAAAAAGAAAAUCAUGCUGCAUAGAUUUAAAGGCUGUUGCUGCAGUUCUCCCAGACUACUCAUUAACUGAGGUUCACAGCCUUACUUAGCUUUCAAUAACUGACUGAGGUGAAAUGUGUGACCAGUUUGAACACAGUUCCAAUCAUAGUUCUUGACUUCUUGUGGAUGUUUGUCUCUCAGCCUCUAAAUGUUUUUAAGUUUAUAAAUAUUCUUAUCAACUGCAAUUGUUCUCAAAUCAGAGUCCUGGGUCUAAGAUUUUAAAGUCAUGUUUUAUAUCUGUCAAAAUGCUUUUAAUAGUUUUAAUCACUUACAAGUUCAGUUUAAUUCUGGGUUCUAGUCCACAUAGUUUCAACACUGGUUCUUUUAAUUAGUGUGCGUCUUAUCUGCUAUAGCCAAGCUUUGGUUUUAGAUAAGUGUUGGAAUUCUGUGGUGUGAGGCCCCAAUUACCCAACUCAGUCAUUGCCAUGGAGGAACCAUAUUUCCAUUGUUCAUAUUCCAAUGACAAUCUGUAAAAGAGAUUUCUGAUUCAAUGUUGUAAUGUCCACCCUGCUUCUCAAUGAAGUGCUAAUCUGUGGGAUUGAAUGCAAAUAGUACAAAAUCCAAAUAUAUCCAAGUAUGCUACAGUUUUGCAGCAUUAAUGUAUUCUGAUCAGCUCCUAACCUGGACGUUGUAGUACUGAGUUAAAUGGAGAUGUUGAAGGAGACUUUGAUAAUUUAUUGAAUUUAAGCCUGUGUUUACAGCUGCACUCCUUGCUCGGAUUUUUUUUAAACAGAAGUUAAUUGAUAUCUGGGAAGGAGAGAAGUUCUCUUGGUCAUGUGUAGCUGCCAGUUCAGCUACUUGACUAGUAUGAUGGGUGUAAUUGACUAAAUAUCUGCAUUGCAGCCAUUCCUAUGGGUUUUCUCUGUCUUCUCUUUCCCCCACAAACUCCUAAUUUUUAAAUUAUAUUAUUAAAACCCAGACUAUUAAAACUCUGCGUUUGAACCUGAUGUGUUCAUAUGGAUCCCAGGCAAAAACUGCCUUUUACCAUGGGUGGAUCAUCAAUACUUCACUUCUUGGGAGAGUGCAGAAUCAGGUAAAGAAGCCAACUUCAAAAUGCAGCAUUGUCUCGAUACUGCAAUUGGCCUGAAAAUGACACAGGCUCAAAUCAAAGAUUACUGUUCAGAGUUGUAUUGAAACUUUUAAUUCUACAACCUGUGCUGCUAGGUGAUCAGGCAUAGUUUGGAUUCUCUUGAAUUAAAGUAGGUAGAGAUGUUCAAAAUUUACCCCACAUCCGACAAAUUAAGAUCUCUGAAAUCUGCAGUCGAAUAUUUCCACAUUUCCUAACCCAACUGCGUAAAACUAUUUUGGUGAUGUUUCGGAAAUGUGCUUUUACUUUUGGAAAUGCUUCUGGAGCUAUGCAUUCAGUUUGGGAACUGAAAUAGAUUAUGUGGUCUGGAUGUUGUCUCCAGGAAUGUCUAUAUCAUUUACUACGGAGAAAAUGUUUAAUUUGGUGACUUUUGUUCGAAUUGGAGAAUGUCACUGAUUAUAACGAUUAUUUCGUGUAUUCAAGUUUGUUUUUUACGGGUUUUUUUUUUCUUGCUUCCCCACGGUUCUGUGGAUAGCUUGAUGAGAAAUGAUAUUUGUGCAAGAGAUUCCUUGUUGUCUUGGGAUUAUCCUUGCAGAGUAAUGCUUCAUACUGGCCUGUUGGAACGACCCUGAGGUUUUUCAGUCUCCCUUUCAAACUCCCUUCUUCCGAUCUCGUUUUGGGAGUGGACGAGCCUCAUAUUUGUGCUAUCAACUUGAAAACAGAAAUUUUCAGUAGCCCAGUUAACUCUCUCCUUUUCACCUUUGCAUUUAGUCUGGUUUUACACUUGUUGCAUCCCAUCUCUGCUUAGUUUAGACAUUUUUUUUAAAGCUGAACUUACUGUGGGAGAUGAGCUCUUUCACUGUUCAUUUAUUUAUAAAAGGAUUGGGGCUUUGUAAUUACUGUAUUGGUGGGGAUUUAUGAACAUAAAUGCCUUAAUAGAUGGGCUUUGGAGUAUUUAUGUAAAUUAGAAAUAUAUUGAAUAUAAAGUAAACCAAAGUGGAAAGUUUGGGUUUUCAAAUCAUUCCAGAAAGAAGGGAGGUCAAACUGAAAUAUUCACAGUGAAAACUUUGUCAGUUAAUAAAACUCAAUUGAAAGUUUGGUUUUGAAUUGGAAGGUAUUGGCAGAUUCUGGUAAGUGGUGUCUUUAGCUGGUGUCGCCUGCUAUGGGGUCACCACCACUACAGCUGGCUUCAACAGACAGUGGCUUAUAGUUCCACUUGUUGCUCACUUGUGUUUUCUACCAGAGAAACUUGGUGUAGAGAGAGGAAUUGAAGUGAUUUGUGUAAAUUAUGGAACUUUUAAGUUGGAAUACCUGAAGAUAUAUGUUUCAACUAAAAUGCAUCAAAGCAGAUGAGGAAAAAGUGUUAUUCAAAAACUAUAGCGUGAUCAUGAGUAUUCAGCCUCCAAUGAGUGGAAUCAUCCCAAUACCCAUUUUCCUCAAAUGUAUCAUUUGUUAAAGCUUUACUAAGGGUUCUAUUUCAAUGGCAACCUCUACUUUGAGUUUCCUGCAAAAAUAACUGUGUUUUUGCUACCAAAAUUAACAAGUAGAUUGAGGUCCUCAAAUAUGCACAAACUUUAUAUGCUGUCGUUGUCAUGCCUGUGUUUCUCAUUGAUUCAGAACCAUUUGAAAUCAAAUUAUUCUUUUAACAAAAGGUCUGACCUGUCUACUUGUAGCUCAGGCUUCGACCUUUACUCGAUGAUCGUGUGUACAACAACUCUGGAAAACCGUUCUCAGUUUUAAUUCUUACCAAUCAGCAAACCUGAGAAUUCAAUUGAAAAAUAUUAAGCCAGUUAUUUUGGAACUCUGGAUUGGAACAAACCGCCCCACUUAUCACAAUAUUCCUGUUUGCGCAAAACCCCUUUAUGAAUUACAACACAUUUGCAGUGAGUUGAUAACUAAGAAAAUGUGUCCAAUAAAUGUUUCCAUUAACCACAAAUCCACCAAGGUUUGGCAUCAGAUGUACUUUUAAUCCAAAAUAAUAUGUGCCUAUGAAUUAAAUUCACAAAACUUAAAAUUUUGUGAAAUAGCCCCACUCUAUAGCCUCCUACAGCUUAGAGACUCAGACAGAUGCCUCGAAAUAAAUGCAUCUCAAAUAUUGAAUUACAUAAUGCCAGAUACUUGCCACAGCUAUCGUGUAGAAUUACUGAUCCACCCAAGAUUUUUUUCACUGUUUGGUUUUAUUGUUUAGCGUGCAGAAUGUUUGUUUGUGUGAAUUUAAUCGUUGCUAGAACAGAAGCAGUUUCCUUUGCUUGCAUGAAUCCCAUUUCAAAACCACUUGCUACUACGUUGACAUGCACGCAGUCUAGAAACCCUGAACUUUGCAUGGCAUUUCUCGGUUAAAGGUAGUAGGUGUUUGGGAACCUGUUAUGUGGUGAUGGUGCAUGUGCUCCAACUCGGAGUUCAGGGGAAGAGGAGAAGUUCGUCUUAAAAAUUAAAUUUGAGAUGUAGCUGAUAUUUAAAGUCUCCAGCAGUCAGAAAUUGAACACAGUUUUGAGUUUGCUUCUCAACCAGUUGACAUUCAGCAGAGAAAUGCUGUAAAACCUUUGUUUUAAUGGGAGGGGCGGUUAAAACUGGGAAAAACUUCAAAAAGUUUACUUCUCGGCCAGGCCAUGUUGAUUUUGGUCCUGCACAACUCCAAUCCUAUAAUCCAAUCCUCCCGAAUAAUGGAAGUUGGAAUGGGAGAAAUGGCUAUCCUGUAACUGGAGGGUUUUCCUAUAGUUUUGUAGACUUCCGAUAUAUCCUAUGUAUUUAAGCAGCAAAUUUCUAAUUGAUAAAUUUCAUAAGCUUCUAAAUGUGCAUUUAUCAGGAUUCAACUGCCCUUUGGCGUGUUCACAUGUUCCAAUCUGACAAAAUCCCAGUUUGGUUGUAGUUUUGUGAAUGAGAGCUGUUGCUGAAGUAUUUUUGGGGUGGAGGUUACUUCUGAUGCAGUUCCACAUGAAAUUGCAGCCACUUCCUCCAAGAUGCAAUGGCAGCACACACUCUGCUCAGAUUGUUUUCAUUCCAUUCACUUGUAAUAAUCACAAUAACUGCAAAGGGUAUACGAGGGCAUAAUCAGAAUGAGUUUGAAAUAAAUUUUAAAAAUGACUUUUCUUGUAAAUAGUUGUGUAAAUAUUGGCAAUUGGAAAUUUAGAAUGGUAGAAAUACUUUUCAGAAUCCGAUCCUAUUUUUAUUUUAUACAGUAUUUCUCAGUUGCAAUCUUUCAGAGUAAAAGCCAAAAGGCAGGAAAUAGAGUUUGUACCAGUUUCAUGAAGUAUGUCUUUGGUUACCUGUAAAUAAUUUUAACUCAAAUAAAAAUUGCUACUUUCAGUACA